Molecule: messenger RNA, 6694 nt
Organism: Danio rerio (zebrafish)
Lineage: Eukaryota; Metazoa; Chordata; Actinopteri; Cypriniformes; Danionidae
Source: RefSeq, a predicted model, not a curated record
ACGUCCCUGCCAACAUGGCGGUCAGCAUCCGCGGCCGUCCGACCCGGAGUGUACGGAUGAGAGGUCGGAAUGACAGCGGGGAGGAGAAUGUACCGCUGGAUCUUACGCGGGAACCCUCAGACAACAUGCGUGAGAUCCUACAAAACAUUGCCAAAUCUCACGGGGUUUCCAACAUGAGGAAGCUCGGCCAUCUCAACAACUUUGUUAAGCUCCUGAACAGUGUAAGUCAUUGUGAAGAAAAGUUAGGAUUUACACAUGAGGAAAUCAUCAUUUGUCUGCGUGUGGCGUUGCUGAACGAGGUGAAGGAGGUUCGGGCUGCGGGUUUGAGAGCACUGAGGUAUCUGAUCCGUGACAGCAGCAUCCUCCAGAAAGUUCUUCAGCUGCAGGUGGAUUACCUAAUCUCUAGGUGUAUUGACAUUCAGCAGAGCAAUGAGGUGGAGCGAACUCAAGCCCUCCGAUUGGUCAGAAAGAUGAUAACGGUGAACGCGCAGCUCUUUCCCAGCUCCGUGACCAACUCUCUGAUAGCGGUGGGCAGUGAUGGGCUGCAGGAGAGAGAUCGCAUGGUUCGGGCCUGUAUCGCCAUCAUCUGUGAACUUGCACUGAAGAACCCAGAGGUGGUGGCGCAGCGAGGAGGUCUGAGCACCAUCCUGAAGAACGUGAUCGACUGUCAGCUGAGCCGCAUCAACGAGGCCCUGAUCACCACCAUCCUGCACCUGCUCAAUCACCCUCAUACGCGCCAGUUCAUACGCGCUGAUGUUGAGCUGGAGCAAAUCCUUGCACCUUACACUGACUUUCACUAUAGACACAAUCCUGAAACCGCCGAGGCACAAAUCAAGGAGGACAGAGAAGCUCGUUUUUUAGCCAGUAAAAUGGCCAUCGUGGCAGCGUUUCGCUCAUGGUCAGGUAUUAUAAACCUGUGUAAAUCCGGGAACUCAGGGGUCCAGUCUUUGAUAGGCCUGCUCUGUAUACCAAACAUGGAUGUCAGAAAAGCCUUAUUAGAAGUUCUGUAUGAGAUCUUCAGAUUGCCUGUCCCAUUAGUGACUGGAGAUUUUGAGGAAGCCUUGCACAGCGUGGAUCCCAGCAGGUUUCAGGACAGCUGGAGACUCUCUGACGGGUUUGUUGCCGCAGAAGCCAAAGUCAUAUUGCCUCACAGAGCGCGAUCCAGACCAGACCUCAUGGACAAUUAUCUGGCUCUGCUGCUGUCUGCUUUUAUCAACAGUGGACUUCUAGAGGGUCUGGUGGAGGUCGUGACCAGCAGUGAUGGACAGAUAUCUGUGAGAGCCACCAUACUGCUUGGAGAACUCUUGCACAUGGCCAAUACGAUUCUUCCUCACUCUCACAGUCAUCAUCUGCACUGUUUGCCAACACUGAUCAACAUGGCUGCUUCCUUUGACAUCUCUCAGGAGAAACGGCUGCGUGCCAGUGCAGCCGUGAACCACCUGAAGCGUUUCCAUGAAAAGAAGCGCCGGGGCCCCAAACCUUACAGUCUUUACCUGCAUCACAUCCUGCACAGGACGUCCAGCUCCUCUCACAGGAGGGACCAGCAGCAUCAUCGGCCACACAAGGACAUCUAUAUUAUGAAGGACACUGAAGAGGCGCUGAUGAUGAACCUGAGGGACAGUCAGAUCCUCAAUCACAAGCAAAACCUGGACUGGAACUGGAUUUUGAUCAUCACUAUACUGAAGUGGCCAAACGUGAACCUCAAAAACAUCAAGGACGAGCAGAUGCACAAGUUUGUGAGGAGGUUGCUAUAUUUCUAUAAGCCCAGCAGUAAGCUGUACUCUGCUCUGGAGUUGGAUCACGCCAAAGCCAGACAGCUCACAGUCGCAGGCUGCCAGUUCAACCAGUUCCUCCUGGAUUCAGAAGAGGACGGUCAGUCGUAUUUGGAGGAGCUGGUGAAGGAUAUUGUCCAGUGGCUCACUUCGUCUUCUGGGCUCAAACCAGAGCGCAGUCUCCAUAGCAAUGGCCUCCUCACCACCCUCAAUCAGCACUACUUCCUGUUUCUGGGCACUCUUUCUGCACAGCCACACGGAGUCAAGAUGCUGGAGAAGUGUGGUGUAUUUCAGUGUCUGUUGAACUUGUGCUCGAUGAAGAACCAGGAUCAUCUGCUGAAGCUCACGGUCUCCACUCUGGACUACAGCAGAGACGGACUCGCUCGAGUCAUUCUGUCUAAGAUCCUCACGGCGGCCACUGAUAACUGCCGCUUGUACGCCACCAAACACCUGCGUGUGCUUCUGCGUGCCAAUGUUGAGUUCUUCAGUAACUGGGGGAUGGAGCUGCUGGUCACGCAGUUGCACGACCACAACAAAACCAUCUCAAUGGAGGCGCUCGACAUUCUGGACGAGGCCUGCGAAGACAAGGCCAAUCUGCACGCUCUGAUCCACAUGAAACCAGCUCUGUCUCAUCUGGGGGAUAAAGGCCUCCUGCUGCUGUUGAGAUUUCUUUCCAUCCCGAAAGGCUUCUCCUACCUCAACGAAAGAGGCUACGUCAGCAAACAGCUGGAGAAAUGGCUCAAGGAGUAUAAUCUGAAAUAUGUGGACAUGAUUGAAGAGCAGCUGAAUGAAGCUCUUACAACAUAUCGCAAACCUGUCGACGGAGACAACUACGUCAGGCGCAGCAACCAAAGGUUACAGAGGCCAAAUGUGUUUCUCCCGGUGCAUUUAUACGGGCAGCUGGUCCAUGAUAAAACCGGCUGUCUGCUUCUGGAAGCUCAGGGGGUUAUCCCAGACCUGAGCUACACAGUGCGAUCUCCAGUGCUGGAUAAAUGGGAAGGUGUUAAACAGCUGAAAGCAGCGCUCUGGGCUCUGGGCAACAUUGGCAGCUCAAACUGGGGUCUAAACCUCCUCCUGGAGGAAAACGUGAUUCCUGAUAUUAUUGCUCUGGCUCAGCACUGUGAGGUUUUAUCUAUACGUGGUACGUGUGUGUAUGUGUUAGGUGUGAUCAGCCGGACGCGGCAGGGCAGUGAUGUGCUGAAGGCUUCAGGAUGGGACUCCGUUCGUCAUAGUCGCAGGCAGCAGUGGCCCGUGGUCCCCGAUGAGGUGGAGGUUCCUCUGCCCAGUGAACUGUCCUCCGUCCCCAGCACUCUCAGCCUCAACUCUGAGUCCACCAGCUCACGACACAACAGCGAGAGCGAGAGCCAGCCCAGUUUAUACUUUAUGGAUGAUGAUCGUGAGGGUUUGGACAUCUACGAGGACUCCUCCCUCAGCAUGCACGCCAAAACCUCCAAAGAGCGCAGCCCGUUCACCAUCCUGACCCCUUCGCACCUCCGAAACCGCUUUCUCAACUCACUAUCCCUCCCUAGUAAGAAAGGCCGGAGCCCGACGGACACAAAAGGCACCAGUUUCACUGCAAAAACCCCAGAUGAGCUCCGGCUCAUGCACUGCAACCGGAGCAUCGCUGAAGUCGCAAACUCUUCUCCAGGACACUCUGAAGUCUUUUACAACGGUAGCCGAAUGCCCCGCAGCCCCACAGUCAGCCUAGAGACGUCAUUCGUUGGUAUUAAAGCACUAGCAGAGCCGUACGCGACAGAUUCUGAAUCCAGGAAUCAAUUUAAAAGAGAACGAAACAGCAGGGAGCGUUUAACCUGCGACGGUGCAUCUGUCCUACCCGGCGGCGGGACUUUUAAAAGCCGCAGUCAGAGUUUUAACACGGACACCACCACUAGCGGGAUCAGCUCCAUGAGCUCCUCGCCAUCCCGAGAGCCUGCGAUGGAUACAGACUGCGCUAGUCUGAACACUGUGGUUAGCGCUAGGACGGUCAAAAUGCAGCAUUCGCUCAGUCCUAAUAAUCAUAUUCUUCUCUCUAAGUCGAAUUCCACAUCGCUGGUUCCUCCUGGAUCGGCGCACACGCUGCCGCGGCGAGCGCAGUCACUGAAAUCGCCCUCAGUGGCUACUAUUAAGAGCCUGGUGGACUGUAGUUACAUGUACACGAGUCCACGGGACGCGCUGGGAUACGCUACGCUGAAGCGGCUGCAGCAGCAGAGGAUUCACCCAUCCCUGUCCCACAGCGAAGCGCUGGCUUCUCCUGCUAAAGACGUGCUGUUUACUGACACCAUCACCAUGAAGACACGCAGCCUUGACUCACGGCUCACUCCACGCAGGUGUUCUCCUAAAAGGUAUUUUGGGCCGUUCAGCUCCAGUCGCAGACUGUCCAGAACAUUUGUGCCAUGGUUUUUGAAAGCUCUGAGUUUUGCGUCUCUGGAUAAAGAGGACUUGUUGAGUCCCAUCAAUCACUCCACUCUGCAGCGCUCCUCUUCCCUGCGCUCCAUGGUCUCUAGCGCCACCUUCGGCUGCAGUGAGGACUACAUCGGUCUGGCACUGCCCUUGGACAUCAACAAUAUGUUUCAGAUUAAAGAAACGUCAUAUUUCCAGAAGAGAACGAGUCCUCCAGCUGGAGAUAAAUCAUCAAAAUUUAAUUUUGGGGAAUCAGAUGGUUUUCUGGAAUCGUGUCGUGGCCCUCCACUGAAGCAGCAGGUGAGCAUCACAGAGCUGCUAAACAGCAGCCGGUCAGAGCAGCACCACCUGCUGGGGGCAGAGGAGACCACAGGCUUACAGGAACACACAGAGCAGAACUGCCUUUACUGCAGCGCGAUCAACGCCCUCGGCUCUCACACACACAGCCACCUGAACAACACGCACAAUCACAAUGAUCUGUCUGAUGGUUUCUCUCAGUGGCACAGUCAGCCAUCCCAUAAUCACCUGGAGGUGGUCACUCAGUCCAAGUUCUCCGGGGUGUCGGGCUGCAGUGACGCGGCCGUCAGUCAGGGCUCCGCCUGCAGCACUCCCAGCACUGAAAUCAUCCUGGGAGGAAAGGCCAUAUCUGAGGACGGGCCGGCCUGUCGAGUUCUGCUGAGAAAAGAGGUUUUGCGGCUCGUCAUCAACCUCAGCUCUUCAGUUGGUACCAAAGGACAUGAAACCGGCCUGCUGACGAUAAAGGAGAAGUUUCCGUACGCGUUUGAUGACAUCUGCCUGUACUCCGAGGUUUCCUUCCUGCUGGCUUCCUGCACCUUUCGUCUGGCCUCACGCCGCUUCAUCCAAGAGCUCUUCCAGGAUGUGCAGUUCAUUCCGCUAUAUGAUGAAGCCGAAGCGGUGUUGACUAAACCAUCAGUGGAGGACGCAGAGUCUUGAUGCCUCCCUCAGCUUCCUGAACACUUCACUGCCUCCAUCAUCAUCAUCAUCAUCAUCAUCAUCAUCCUCAUCUUCUCCCGUUCAACACAGAGACACAUGAAUAAGUGGAGAUAGAGGACAGAUGGAGGAGAGGAAGUAAACGCUUGCAGGAAAACUUCAGAUGGAGCAGUUUACCAAAUAAGGUCAUCAGACUGUGAAACAGGUGAACUUCAGACGGUCUGAUCUGAGCGUGCACAACAAACAAACUAUUUCACGAGAGAGGAAAAAUGAAAUGCUGUUUACACUUUAAGAUUUCCAGAUGCACAGAUUAGCUGAACACUUCUCUGCACUGGUGUGUGUGUGUGUGUGUGUGUGUGUGUGUGCGUGUGUGUGUGUGUGCGUGCGUGCGUGCGUGCGUGCGUGCGUGCGUGCGUGCGUGCGUGCGUGCGUGCGUGCGUGCGUGCGUGCGUGCGUGCGUGCGUGUACAAAAUUCCCAAUAUUUUACAAACAUUAACACUACAAACAGAUGUGCCACUGCAAAUGAUUUCACUAUGAAAUGUAGGACUUCCUGAAGUUUGAACGGGCAAAACAAUCGUGGAUGGCAUUUGUGCUAUUUAUUUGUUUUUGUAUGCGUGGUUGAAUUAAUUUUUUUGUGACCUCCAGACAAUCAGAUUUCUGUGUUUGGGGGGACAUGCAAACAUUAGCAUCUAUUGCUGGAAAUGUAUUAAAACACACAAUCGAGCACUGAUACACAUAUCACUGAGCUUCUUUGAUUGGUAAUAGUGUGGAUUUUUUUACAAAUGCUAGGGUGAAUCUGAUGAAUUAGCAUAAUAUCAAGUAUAGGUCACUUUAUUAUUACAAUGAAGCCAAAUUCUCUUUGAUUAUCAUCAUGUUUUUAUCAUCAGAUUUUGAAAUUAAAGGGAUAGUUCACCCAAAAAUGAAGAUUUACGCACUAUUUACUCUCCCUCAAAUAUUUAUGGGUUUCUUUCCUCUGUUACUAAAGACGAUAUGUUGAAUAAAACCGAUAACCACUGACUUUUAUAAGAGGAAGAACAAAUACAGGUUACAGGUUUCCAACAUUCUUCAAAGUAUCUUUUUUGUCUUCAACAGAAUAAAGAAACUCAAGCAGAACAAGUAAAUGAUGAGAGAAUGUUCAGUUUUGUGUGAACUGUCUCUUUAAAUGGGACCUGGAUGCACGAAACUUAGGACAAACAGUGGUUGGUAUAUCUCUGUGUAAAAAGUUUACAGAUGUAGAAAUUAGAUGUAUAAACUAUACUCAUUCGUCCAUGUGAUCUGAUCUGAUGACGGGACAUUGAUGAUGAGUUUUGCAGGAAAUUAAAGCGGAUAAACAUAAUCAUGCAUGGGUUAGUUUUAUUGACACGUUUACUAAAAGGGAUCAUCAAGAACCUUUGAUGGAAUAUUCUCAGUUUAAUAUUGUGCUGCUCACCAAAUCUUUGGCUUGAUGUUGAUUACAACAGAAAAAGAUUUAAUUUUUCAAUACAAUUUUUCAAUACAAGUAAAUAUUUCAUUUUUAGGACAAUUAUAGUAAUUUCAAGCUAAUUUCCAAUACACUGUAAAAAGCAAUUAGU